CACCUCAAAAUUAGGCCGAGGCUCCUCUCUCUAGCUUCAUAUUCAUCCCUCUCUCUAUCUCCCUCUUCCAUCAUCCGCUCCGCUACAACCAAUAAUGGAUCUCCAUCACCAAUCCAACCCCGUCAAGACAAAACAACUCCACAGCUUCCAAGUCUCCCCGCCGGCGGGAUCCCUCGACCCUUCCGCCGCCUCUCUUCCAAUAACCUUCUUCGACGUCAUGUGGCUCAACUCCCGCCCCAUGCGCCGCCUCUUCUUCUAUGACUUCCCCUACCCGACCCUCCACUUCACCCAAUCCACCCUCCCCCUCCUCCGUCGCUCCCUCUCCCUAGCCCUCCACCGCUUCUUCCCUCUCGCCGGCAGCCUCGUCGUUCCUCCGCCGCCUCAGCUCCCCUUCCUCUGCUUCUCCCCUGCCUCCGACUCUGUUCCGCUCACCAUCGCGGAGGCAGAGUCCGACGUCGAUUACGAGCCGUUGAUCGGGAACCAGCCCAGGGACGUGAGGGAAUUCCAUCCGUUGGUGCCGGAGAUGAAUCCGGUGAAGGUUCGGUCCGAGGACGGCGCGAGAUUGUCGCCGCUAUUGGCGGUGCAGGUUACGGUUUUCCCCAACAGGGGAUUGUGCAUCGGGGUUCAGUUCCACCAUGUGGCUGCGGACGGCAUGGCUUUCCACUGCUUCAUGAAGUUGUGGGCCGCUCUGCUCCGAUCGGGCGCUACUGGUGGUGAUGUUGGCACUUGUGAUCAGCUUACCCUGCCGGCUGAUCACCUCCAACACAGGUUUGGUUUUUCGCUAAUUGAAAAGGCUUCGCUUCCUAAUCAGUUCGGGUUGGAUUGAUUGGUACGAAUAGAAAGCUUUGGUCAGUCAAUCGGACCAAAUUUGGUUACCUAGCUCUUGCAUUAGUUGCAUAGAAAUUUGUCAAUAAAACUUAGCGGAUUAUUUAUAUUUUUGUUUUUGUUUUGAGAUUAAAAAAUUAUUAAAAAAAUUAGAUUAAUUAUUCUCUUUAAAAUUGAAAAUUUUUUGAAGCAAAAAUUAAAACAUUAUUUAAGAUAUGUUUUGGUAUUGUAUAGCAUCAUAGUUUAUUUUUGUGUGCAAAAUAUGAUAUUGUGAUAGUAUAAAAAUGUAUCAUGAUAGAAAGAAUGUAUCAAAAUAGAAAAAAAUUGUAUCAUGAUAGAAAGAAUGGGAAAAGUUCUCGUCACGUUAGGUGACAAAACACCUACUAACAGUUUAAUCACGUAUUUUUGUGAUUAUUCACACCAUUUAAUGUGUAUUUACGUAAUACUAUGCUUAUUCACGUAAGAAUGUCAGUUAUUUACGUAAGUGAAAAAUUAGACUUUUUCCCUUAAUAAUUUGUAUUGGGUAUAUUUUAUGGAAUUAAAUUUGGAUUCUCAAUUAAUUUGUAAAAAUAUGCUGCAUUGAUCAUAAUCUACACAAUGACAUCCAUUUUGAUAUAUUUCAAAGUUUAAAAUUUAAUUUUACAAUAGCGUGAAUAAAUAACAAUAUAUGUGAAUAAAUACCAGGUUGCGUGACUAAACAAUAUUGGUUGCGUGAAUAACGCCAAUAUACCGUGAAUAACGCCAAUAUGACUUGAAUAAAUGAAAAAAUGCGUGAAUUAUGUGUUUUUGUCACCUAACGUUGACAAGAGACUUGAUUCGAAAGAAUAUACUAGGGUGUUAAUUUGUAAUAUAUACAAUGGAAAAGAUUUGGUGAUUAAAGAGGUGUUGUGUCGUGGACUAUGCUUCUUCUUAUGUUCAGAUUAAUUAAGUUAAACCAUAUUAGAUCUAUGGAUAAAUUAAAGGAAAAAGUGUUUUAAUUCUAUUCCUUCUCCUCCUUUUCUUCCUCCAUCCUCUCCGGUUGCACAUGCCUCUCACUCGCAUUCCCACCAUUUUGUCCCUCUUUGGAUCGAGUGAGAAAAUGGCCAAGUAAAAAAUUUGUUUUUCUCUUCUCACACUAGUACUCUAAUUUUUCAUUUCACAAUUGCUAUCAUUACCGUUUUAAAGUAAUAUAUUUAAAUAAUAAUAAUAAUAAUUUUAGUGUUUGUAA
Messenger RNA from Linum trigynum, 2032 nucleotides. The record is from the annotation of a GenBank genome assembly. NCBI's taxonomy places the organism in Eukaryota, Viridiplantae, Streptophyta, Magnoliopsida, Malpighiales, Linaceae.